Saccoglossus kowalevskii is the source of this 1738-nucleotide messenger RNA. RefSeq lists its product as uncharacterized. The record is from RefSeq and is a predicted model, not a curated record. NCBI's taxonomy places the organism in Eukaryota, Metazoa, Hemichordata, Enteropneusta, Harrimaniidae.
CAAUAUGGCCGCGUUCUGGAGAAGGAUUGAAUCUGAUAUGAACACAUGUAUGUGAUACCUGACAAUUUCAACGACUGAAAAACUUUGUUUUUAUAUGACUGGAGUCAUGGAGAAGUAACAAGAAACAAGCUGUAUGGUUUAGACAAAUGUACUUCGUAGUAUUUACUGACUUCAUAACACCAAGUGGUCACUAAAAGCCAAAUAGCAAAGAUGCAUUUCUCAAUUGUACAAGGAAUAAAAGACUUGGAGAAACUACUUGUGUUUAGCGAAGAUAGAAGAGCAACAUGUCCACUAUGUCCAGAGACAAAAUACAAGCCUGUUAAAUUGUUUCAGUUACGUAAGCAUUUCCGCUCACAUGAACGGAGUGGAGUUCGUUAUGAAGGUUUCCUAGUGCUGGGAUGCCACCAUGAUUGCAAAGGCAACCAAGAUCACCAUUCUCACUACCAUUGUGUCACAUGUGACAAAAUACUUGCCAGGAGAGCAACUUUUGAGCAUCACAUCCGACACUGCUCUCGUAUCAAGUUUGUAAGUGUGGACAAUUACCGACCAUGGUCGGAGCAGCAGCAGCAGCAGCAUACCAGUGACAUGCUUAGUAUGUCAGAUAGAAUAGUACCAACAAAAAUGGAAGCUUUUGAUCCAGGAAGUAUGCCAUUCCAUCUAUCCAAUCAUACAUUGCAGCAGUCUGCAAUCAACAACAUCCAACAGUCUGUGUACCCUCUAGAAGCUAGCAUAGCAUUACCACAGUCAAAUAACAUGAUGUCACAAUCCAACCAAGGUAUUGUAGCUAUCCAGUCCACUCAUGUCAGUACUGUUGCCGCUAUGUCCACACAAGGUACUAAUGUUGCAGGUCAGGUUGAUGGUGUAGCUAUGCCGUCUACGCUUGGCAGCCACUCAACACCUCGGUCUGUGCAUGGAAAUCCUGGAAUUGGUGGAUCAUCACAUGGUAGUAUUUCAAAAUCUACUCAGUCAACACACGGCCAUGGUGGGUCCAGUAUGAUGACACAGUCGAGGCAUGUCUCUGAUGUCAACAGAAUUCAAUCACAUGUAGCAAAGGAGAGUGGUCCAUUAUCGAAAACAGUUCGUGUUAACGGUACAAAUAGUCAAUCAACACCGAGUGGUGAUGAUUCCUCAUACGUAACCGUGUAUCUCUCUGAAGUUCAUUCUUAUGGUCAAAGUGAUACCUCCCCAGAUUCGGGACAACGAGAACAACAAAUAAAACCCGUAACAAACGAAGAGCAAGGUUUCCCAGAAUUUGUCACUUACCCUCGAAGUGACAGCUCCCCAGAAAUGGUCAUACAGCGGACGCGACAGAUAACUGAUGAGGAACGCGGCUACUCAGUGAGCGAGGAUGGGACAAGCUCGCAUCAACCGGAAUCUGACAACAAAUGUAUGUGCAAAACGUGCGGAGAUGUGCAUGAUGCCAGCAAGCGUGUUGAAAUGCUUGAAGGACAUGUUGAAGGCUCAUUUUCAUUUGCUUGGUGUCUUGAUCUAUGUGUCAACCAUGCCAGUAUUAAUAGUAACAAUUUGAUUAACCCAAAUUAUCGUAUUCAGAUCAACUGUACAUGCAUUGAUUGCUCUCACAUCAGGAAAGUACAAGAACUACUUCUUUCUAAAAACAUGCGUGAUAGCUUUAACGUUUAUAAGAGGCAUUGGGCAAUGAAACGCCCUAGAAACACACAACAAUGCUUGGAUAUGUGAUCGGACUUGUAUAACUAGUACAUUUGUCAAUGACGUUAUG